UCUGUUUAGCACAACAAAAAUCUCGCCGAUUACAUAAGUCUUCUCCCUCCCAGACUCAGACUGCCUCUGUAAAUUCCACGACCCAAAAAGAGACCUCGCGGAUCUGACCAUUUCCCACUCUACCCUUGCCGUCAACCCACUGUCGGCCAGCUCCGAGCUCCCAGCUCCCAUCCAAAGUCAGUCCAAAGACUCCAGCAAAACGUAAAAUAGUAAUUUAAAUAAUUAACAGUAGCAGAUCCAGAUGGAGAUGGAGAUGGAGAUGGAGGAUGAUAAUAUCUUAAUUCUGCCCACCUGCCCAUUCUCCAUUCCCCAAUUUCCAUCCACCUUCCGCUUCCAGAUGUCCCAAAUUCACUUUUCUUUAUUAUUCACCCAACAGCCGCAACACAGCGCCAACGCCAAGCAAGCUUCUCUCAAUCUCUGUAUAAAUAAAUCCAUGCCAUCCCAAACCCCUUCCUUGAUUCCUAUAUUCAUUCUCUUAAUCUAUCCCCCACCCUCUCUCUCUUUCUCUCUCUCAACUUUCAUGGCCGCCUCGUCUUCUCUACUUCCCAUCUCUCCCAGAAAGCUCCGCUCCGAUCUCUACUCCUUGCCGACGUGCAAACACCCCGACGCCCCACUGGUUAUUUCUGUCCUCGCUUCUCUCAUUGAUAGAACCAUCGCCAGGAAUGAGAGGAUCGCCAAGAACUGGACCACAACGAGAUGGCCUCUCUCCAGGGCCGGGAUUUUCGAGAGCAGCGAGACUCCGGACUUGACCAUUCAGUGCUAUCUGGAGAGGAUUUUCCGGUACACCGGAGCCGCGGCGCCGGUGUUCGUGGUUGCGUACGUUUAUAUUGACAGGUUUUGCCAGAACCAUCCCAAGUUCAGAAUCGCCGCCCGCAAUGUGCACCGGCUGCUCAUCACCACCGUCAUGUUGGCCUCCAAGUACGUGGAGGACAUGAACUAUAGGAACUCCUACUUUGCAAGCGUAGGGGGAAUAACAACGAAGGAAAUGAACAAACUGGAGGUGGAGUUUCUGUUCAUGAUGGAAUUCAAGCUGCAUGUGAAUGUGAGUGUGUUUGAGAGCUAUUGCUGCCAUUUGGAGAGGGAAGUGAGCUUUGGAGGAGGUUACCAUGUAGAGAGGACUUUGAGAUGUGCUCAAGAAAUCAAAUCAAGGCAAAAGUACCAAACCAGAUGUCUUCUCUCCUAGACUGAUUAAUACCCUGUUUAGGAGUGUACAGAGUUUUCAAUUGUAAAUUUGCUUUGGCAGCUUCCCCUGUUUUAGGAGUUUCAUUGGAGCUAGCCCAAAAUGUUCAUGUAUUAUGUAUAUAUCUUUAUUGUCAUUUUUUGUAGUAUAUUAGUAAUUUUGAUGCUUGUUGGCCAUUGCUCCUGAGUGUUUAUUUUGUUAUGUAUAACAAUGGAUAAAAGCAAGAGUGAGAAUGUGAACUUGCUUUACUCUUAUUUAUGUUGUCAACAAUUUGUUUAUAUGUUCUG
Molecule: messenger RNA, 1467 nt
Organism: Diospyros lotus (date-plum)
Lineage: Eukaryota; Viridiplantae; Streptophyta; Magnoliopsida; Ericales; Ebenaceae
Product: cyclin-U2-2-like
Exons: 2
Coding region: 242-1183 (313 amino acids)
Biological process (GO): regulation of cyclin-dependent protein serine/threonine kinase activity
Molecular function (GO): protein kinase binding
Source: RefSeq, a predicted model, not a curated record